Messenger RNA from Synchytrium microbalum, 2376 nucleotides. RefSeq lists its product as uncharacterized. The transcript is spliced from 2 exons. Gene Ontology annotation, molecular function: ATP binding; RNA binding; RNA helicase activity. Gene Ontology annotation, cellular component: intracellular anatomical structure; spliceosomal complex. Lineage: Eukaryota; Fungi; Chytridiomycota; Chytridiomycetes; Synchytriales; Synchytriaceae. The record is from RefSeq and is a predicted model, not a curated record. Bases 1 to 2376 code for a protein of 791 amino acids.
AUGGCUUCAGAUGAACCUCCACGGAAAAAGAAGCGAGUUUUCGCUGAUGGCCCAAAUGAUGCAGGAUCAGUCCAAGUAUCAACUGUAUCUGCACCAUCGCCAUUGAUUGCUAUAUCUGGAAGUGUAGUCAACCCAUAUCUAGCCCAUCUCCAACGCCCUGCACCAACAUCAACACCAUCAACCUCGGGUCUCAUUCCAGGCCAAACUACAGCUGAGCAGGCUGUAGCUCUUGAAGAUGGAGACAUCAAUCCUUAUAAUGCAAGGCCAUUUACGAAAAAGUACAAGGACAUCUUGAAGAAACGUCGUGAUUUGCCAGUGAACAAACACAGAGACGAGUUCUUACGUUUGGUACAUGAGAACCAAACUAUAGUCUUAGUUGGUGAGACUGGAUCUGGAAAGACGACUCAAAUACCUCAGUUCUUGGUAUACGACGAGCAACCUCAAAAGAAGGGCAAGAUGAUUGCCUGUACACAGCCUCGUCGAGUAGCUGCCAUGUCUGUAUGUAAACGUGUUGCUGAUGAAAUGGAUGUCACAAUGGGUGAAGAAGUCGGGUACUCGAUUCGUUUCGAGGACUGCACAUCUCCUAGAACAAUCCUAAAAUAUAUGACGGACGGUAUGCUUCUACGAGAAGCCAUGACGGAUCCACUCUUGGAACGAUACUCGGCAGUUAUACUAGAUGAAGCUCACGAAAGGACGCUAGCAACAGAUAUCUUGAUGGGUCUCAUCAAGGAAAUAGCAGUCAAACGAAACGACCUUAAAGUAGUAGUAAUGAGUGCUACAUUAGAUGCCGGUAAAUUCCAAAAGUACUUUAAUAACGCACCGCUGCUCUCCGUCCCUGGGCGUACCUUCCCUGUCGAAAUAUAUUAUACUCCUGAACCAGAACGGGACUACCUCGAAGCUGCUAUACGGACAGUCUUGCAAAUCCAUACGUGUGAAGAUCCUGGAGACGUCCUGCUCUUCUUGACUGGUGAAGAAGAAAUUGAAGACGCUUGUCGUAAAUUGAGUGCUGAAGUUCAACAACUCAUAAUUCAACAACCCGAGGCUAUCGGAGAACUAAAAGUAGUACCACUCUACUCAAGUCUUGCACCAGCACAACAACAACGCAUAUUCGAUGCUGCUCCACCAGCUAAAACACCAAACGGACCACCGGGUCGUAAAUGUGUAGUAUCAACCAAUGUUGCCGAGACGUCCCUUACAAUUGAUGGUAUAGUCUAUGUCAUAGAUCCUGGCUUUGCAAAGCAAAAGGUAUAUAAUCCACGUGUCAGAGUCGAAUCUCUAUUAGUGUCACCUAUAUCGAAAGCGUCUGCUCAACAACGAGCUGGUCGAGCUGGACGAACACGGCCUGGUAAAUGCUUUAGGCUGUAUACAGAAAAGGCCUUCCUCAAAGACUUGCAGGAACAGACAUACCCAGAAAUCUUAAGGUCGAAUCUUGGAACUGUGGUCUUGCAACUCAAAAAGCUCGGCAUAGAUGAUCUCGUCCACUUUGACUUUAUGGAUCCCCCAGCUCCAGAGACAUUGAUGAGAGCAUUAGAACAACUCAACUAUCUGGAGGCUUUGGACGAUGAUGGUAAUAUGACACUUGUAGGCAAGCAAAUGGCUGAAUUCCCACUAGAUCCUCAAUUUGCCAAAGCCCUCAUCGCAUCACCUAAAUACCGAUGCUCGAACGAAAUAUUAUCAAUAGUAGCCAUGUUAUCGGUACCUCAAAUAUUUUUACGCCCUCCCGAAUCACGAAGAGCAGCCGAUGAAGCAAAAGCUCAAUUCAUCCACGUUGAUGGUGAUCAUUUGACACUUCUCAACGCAUGGAACGCAUAUAAAGAAAACAUUGGAGAUCCUCAAUAUUGUUGGAAUAACUUUUUGAACUCGAGGUCUCUCAAACAGGCUGAUAAUGUCCGAGAGCAGCUGAAACGAGUCAUGGAUCGUCAAAAGAUUGCAUUGAUUUCUCCUGAAGGAGAAAUAGAUGAUAAAUACUAUAGGACAGUUAGGAUGGCUUUGAGUGCUGGCUUUUUUAUGCAAGCAGCACACUUGGAAAAUAACAAGACAUACUUGACCAACAAGGAUAACCAGAUUGUUGCACUCCAUCCGUCGUGUACUAUGGAUCAUAAGCCAGAGUGGGUAAUUUAUAAUGAAUAUGUCUUGACAUCCAAAAACUAUAUACGAACCGUCACUGAAACCAAGGCUGAAUGGCUUAUUGAUGCCUCGGCUUCGUAUUAUGAAUUGAGUAAUUAUCCCAACUGUGAGGGAAAGAAGGUACUUGAACGUAUAAUGACGAAAGGAAAGGCUGGAAGUAGCAUUGGUGGUGGUGGACGACAACAGCAAUAUGAACCACCACAGAAACAAAAUGGAAGCAAGAAUAAAGGCCAGCAACGUCGUUAUUGA